CGGCUCAAACGUAAACUCUGGUAUCAGGACUACUCCAAGCAUGCCUGAAUCGAUAAUUUUCCCCUUACCACGCUAAACAAGGGAUAUUCUCAUUCCCACGUGGAAAAAUAUGGAAUCAGAUGAAAAUGGAUUAGAAAGUAAAAAAAGUCCUUCAACAGUGGAACUUAUGGCAGUAAAAAAUGAGAAGAAAUCUUACACAUCUCCGAUUGUCCGCAACAAUGAAGGGCCAGAUACUCACGUGGGGACCCCAGGAGUCAUCGUGGUCACAGCGGACGACAGUAUCUCCAAAUCCAGAGCUUAUUUUAUGGUUUUUGUGUUAUUAUUUAUUAAUCUACUCAACUACAUGGACAGAUUUACCAUAGCAGGUGUAUUGGUGGACAUACAACACUACUAUAGUAUAGGAAACUCAGAGGCAGGACUUAUACAAACAGUGUUUAUAAUAAGCUAUAUGAUUUUUUCUCCAAUAUUUGGUUACCUGGGUGACAGAUAUAACAGAAAGUUCAUCAUGGGAGGAGGAAUCACACUAUGGUCACUUCUUACCCUGUCAGGGUCUUUCAUUGGAAAAGAUUAUUUCUGGGCAUUUAUUCUUAUUCGGGCUGCAGUGGGAAUAGGGGAGGCCAGCUAUUCUACCAUUGCACCCACCAUAAUCGCAGAUCUGUUUGCGAAAGAUCUUCGCACAAGAAUGCUGAUGAUAUUUUAUUUUGCCAUCCCUGUGGGAAGUGGUUUAGGUUAUGUAGUAGGAGCAAAUAUAGCCAAAGCCUUUGGUGCAUGGCAGUGGGCACUCAGGUUUACACCGGCCCUAGGAAUUAUCUGUGUUGUUUUGAUAUUUGUUGUUUUGAGAGAGCCUCAAAGAGGUCAUGCAGAAGGUGGAACUCAUUUACAUAAUUCAUCAUAUCUCCAAGAUCUCAAGGAAUUGGCCAGAACAAAGAGCUUUGUCUUGUCAACAUUCGGGUUCACAUGUGUUGCUUUUGUGACUGGUGCUCUAGCACUUUGGGCUCCAUCCUACAUGUUCAAUGCCAUCAAAGCCCAGGGCCAGGAUGCAGAUGAAGGAGACAUUGCUUUCAUAUUUGGGGGCAUCACAGUGGCUGCUGGAUUCCUCGGGGUAGCCAUAGGUGCUGAGGCAUCAAGACGUUAUAAAAGAGUCAACCCCCGUGCUGAUCCCCUGGUCUGUGCUUUUGGUCUGCUGAUGUGCACACCUUUCCUAUUUUUUGGUCUUUGGCUAUCAGAACACCACAUUCCAGCUUCAUGGGCACUUAUUUUCUUUGGAGAAACUUUCCUGUGCUUGAAUUGGUCGAUCAUAGCAGAUAUUUUACUGUACGUUGUGAUCCCUACGAGACGCUCCACAGCCGAGGCUGUACAGAUUCUGGUGUCACAUGCUCUGGGGGAUGCAGGAAGUCCAUAUCUGAUUGGGGUGAUUUCAGAUGCCUUAGGAUAUUCUUACCCAGCAGAUACGAGGAAGUCGGCUUCUGUGCAGUCCGACACUCUCAGAAAUGCCUUCUAUGUGACACCUUUUGUGUGUGUUAUAGGUGGUGCCUUCUUUUUAGCUACAGCUCUGUUUAUUCAGAAGGACAGGGAGAAAGCUGAAAGAAUCACCAGAGAUUCUUCAUCAUAUUGGGGUCUAAGGGACUCCGAUGAGGAUAUUUCAGAGGAUGAUAGCGAUGUGGAGCCAAUUUUAAGAGAGACGUGAUAUUACAAACAGUGUCUCCAUUAAUGGUGGAUUUGACAAUCCUAAUUUAAACCUGGGAGAGAAUGAUACCAUUACUGAAGCUAAUCCAGAUCGCAGUAAUGUUUUAUGA
Molecule: messenger RNA, 1796 nt
Organism: Saccostrea echinata
Lineage: Eukaryota; Metazoa; Mollusca; Bivalvia; Ostreida; Ostreidae
Product: protein spinster homolog 1-like
Exons: 14
Coding region: 110-1687 (525 amino acids)
Biological process (GO): transmembrane transport
Cellular component (GO): membrane
Molecular function (GO): transmembrane transporter activity
Source: RefSeq, a predicted model, not a curated record